This is a messenger RNA of Brassica napus (rape), 1397 nucleotides long. RefSeq names its product protein RALF-like 19. Bases 885 to 1217 code for a protein of 110 amino acids. The transcript has a single exon. The record is from RefSeq and is a predicted model, not a curated record. Lineage: Eukaryota; Viridiplantae; Streptophyta; Magnoliopsida; Brassicales; Brassicaceae.
UCAAACAAAUUAUAUCAAUAUUUAAAGAAAAAAUUCGUUAGAUAAUUAAGUUUUAGUUAAAAAGAACCACUAAAUAAAACAUAUGUGGUGUUAGAAGUUCUCAUGAAUUUCUCAAAAUAACUCAUUUGAAAACUAUUUUCUCACUUUUUCAUUUUUCUAUUAUUUUUAUUAUGAAAAUCCUUCUUUAAAUAAUUCCAGUGAACAUGCUUUUGGUACAAAACGGUGGAACUAAUUUCUACUGGAUUGGCUGUUCAAAAUGUAAAUUUACAAAUAUAGAUAAAUAUACUGAUCGAACUAAUAAAAAAAUAAAUUAGCUUUUGAAAUUACUAUGGGUGUAUGUGCAGUCUUUCUCUCUUCUCCCAUGGGACUACACAUACUGAUCCACAUAUUUGUAAUUGACUGGGAAGAACAUAAUGUGCUAAAAACAUAGCAUGCAGAAAGUAACUUAUAAAUUAGCCCUUGGCUUGCAAGCUAAUUAGAAAAAUCAAUUAACUGAAUCUCUACGUACAAAACUAGAUACCCGAUCAAAGAGGAGUGCCACAUAUAUAAAUUAACACAACUAAACUAAGAAAUGAACGACACCAACCAACAAAAAUAAGGUAUCCUAAAAGAGAGAGGGCCAACACUUCAAGAAAACAAAAAUAACAACCUUUUUUUUGGACACAAACAAAAAUAACAACCACAAAAAUAAAACACAAAACAUUACACACUGUCUUCCCCUUUUUAUCCCCAACAAAAGCAUCCUUGUUUGUUCUUCUGUAAUACCGCUUCUAUUGUUCCCUCCUUUCACAAGGAAGGGCGUAGAAGAAUCCAACAUUACAGUUCUAUAACCGUAAAAGAAAACCUUUAAAUCUCAUCAUCAAUCAAACACAAAAAGAAGCUAAAUGGGUAUCAAGUUCCUGUUGAUCCUUUGCCUCUUGACCCUGGUUGUAGUCGCUGAAUCAGCCAAUGUCACGUGGUCCCUGACAAAAUCUCGUGUCAAUGGACAAGGUUGCAUUGGAGACGAUGAUGGGCUUGAGUCCUUGAUGGAUUCUGAGACUAACCGGCGGCAACUAGCCGCAAGGCGAAGGUACAUCAGUUACGGUGCACUCAAGAAGAACAAUGUGCCAUGUAGCCGUCGUGGCCGGUCUUACUAUGAUUGCACGAAGAGGAAAAGGGCUAACCCUUACAGGCGUGGGUGCAGUAUCAUCACGCAUUGCUACAGGCUAACUUCUUAAUCUGAAUGAGCACAUACAAACAGUGUGAGUAACGAAGCGAGAGUGCAAAGAAUGCGUUAAAAAAAAAGAAAAAAAAAUCACAUGUUUCCUCUACGUACGAUUCUUAACUUUGUUUUUCUUGAUAUUUCCCGUUUUUCUCUCAGUGAUCUUUAAUCCUUUUAUUUAUGAUCAUGAUGCAUA